Molecule: messenger RNA, 1287 nt
Organism: Andrographis paniculata
Lineage: Eukaryota; Viridiplantae; Streptophyta; Magnoliopsida; Lamiales; Acanthaceae
Exons: 6
Coding region: 82-993 (303 amino acids)
Biological process (GO): regulation of DNA repair
Source: RefSeq, a predicted model, not a curated record
AAAAAAUGGAAAGAAGCACCUGGACCAUAUUCCCAAACCCUUCUGUAGGGUUUUGGUUUUUCAGAUCCUACACAGCCAAACAUGGCGUUCUCUCCCGCGAACAUUAUCCAUGGAGUUCCUCACAGAGUCUUUCUGAUCCCCUGGGCAAAAAUAAACGGCAUUACUGGCUGCUCCACACAAGGGUGGGAUUACAGUAGUUCGAUUCCAGUGAGAUACACGCCCAAAAAAUCCCUAAAGAACUCAGAUAAAGAAAUUACUUCUUUGCCGGUGAAGGAUUGGGGUAAAAGGCACAAUGUGCCGGAGUCGAAUGUGCAGAGACUCGAUGUUCCCGAGAAUUUAAGCAGCAGCUUCUGCGAUUUGGAAUCAAAGAAUGUAAAAGGAAAGAUGGACGGGGAUCUGGUAACCGUGAAGGAAGAUUUCCCUGAAAAGCCUGAGGAGAUGGCUGCGGAUAAUGGUAAAAAAAUCGGUGGAAUUCAAUCUGCGUACAUUCGGCAAGAUGUGGAAAAGCUGGCCAUAGAGUUACUCUCUUCAAGAGCUUUUACUGCUUUGGAGCUGAGAAAGAAACUUAGAGGAAAGAGAUAUUCAUCUGAUAUAGUUGAUGCAGUGGUAACUGAGUUCAAGAUCAGGGGUUUGAUCAAUGAUGGUUUAUAUGCAGAAGCAUAUUCACGGUCAAGAUGGUCCUCCUCAAGCUGGGGACCUGGGCGAAUUAGACAUGAAUUAUUCAAGAAGGGAGUGCGCGAAGCAGACGCAGAUAAAGCCAUAAAACAAAUUUUUGAGAAUGAUGAAGAGGACGAUAGUCUAGAUCCAAGGAUUGCUAUGUCAAAGGUUUCUAUCGAUCAGCUAUAUUUUAAGGCGGCAAAGCAGUGGCAGCAGAGUAAUGGCGCGCCACAUGAGACACGAAGGACGCGGAUAGUUAGAUGGCUCCAAUACCGUGGCUUCAAUUGGAGUGUUACUAAAUACAUAUUAAAGAAGCUGGAAUCCGAGAAAAGCUAAUGCUCCUGCCCCGAGCAGGAUCGCCCAUCAGAAAGCUACGCAAGCAUCAGACAAAUCCACAUUCAUACAACAGGUACAGUAACCUUCUUUAAUGCACUUUGCUUUCAAAGCUUUUGCUCAUCUCCCUCCCUAAUCCCCUUUCUCUCUCUACCUUUUUAAUUGUGGCCAUGAUAAGGAUAGAUAGAACAUUUAUACACAUUAUAUAUAUGUAAAAUACUGUGUUGCACGUACAGUGCUUCUGAUAUUUAUAGUUGGGAAAGGUGAGUAGGACCCCUCUUCUUUUCCCCUACUCAA